Molecule: messenger RNA, 1402 nt
Organism: Rosa rugosa (rugosa rose)
Lineage: Eukaryota; Viridiplantae; Streptophyta; Magnoliopsida; Rosales; Rosaceae
Exons: 4
Coding region: 122-1195 (357 amino acids)
Source: RefSeq, a predicted model, not a curated record
AAAGUCCAAAAACUACAGCUGUGUGAAAGCCAACUCAUGUAUCAUAGUACAGUAACUUGACUUUGACAUUCAUUAAAAUGUUCCAUACUCAAUGUGAACAAAUAGUUUGUUCUGCAAAACCAUGAAGAAAGGCUCUGGAGCUUCCCUGGAUUUGGGGACACUUCCAGGUCAAAAGGGUUGGAACUCAGAACGAGUGAGGACACUGAGUAAUAACAAUGGUGGAGGUGGAGGGAGGACUUUGGGUUCGAAAUGGGAAGAUGCAGAAAGGUGGAUUUGCAGCCCAAGAAGCAAGGAUAUGGAUUCUCAUGGCCAGAAGAGGAGGCCCAAGUCCAAGAGUGGUCCGAUUGUGCCGCCGGGAGCUUUGUACUACUCGAAUAAUUCACCUACAAAUCCAGGUUUUGAAGGUGGAAGUUUAGGGAACUUUGUUACUGGUUCCCCAUUCUCAACUGGAGUUUUGGCAGCUGAUAGCGUCUGUCUUAACUAUGGAGGAAUGGGAAGAUCAACAAGCCUGCUUGGAAUGCCAGAAUUCCUGAAUGAGAAGUUUGAUGAUAACAGUAGUGAGGAGCCAAUGGUUGCUCGUGCUGUUUCACAAAGAGAUAUGGGAACCCAAAUAAGCCAAAAUGCAGAGGGUUGUCUACACUCAUCAUCACCAAGGAGAAGGUCAUCAUUUGCUCCAUCUUCUCCCACUCUGGUUUCUAUUGUGGAGCAGCAACGUGAACAUUUUGCAAGAUUAGAGGUCAGAGAAGUGCAGGUAGACAAUCGAGUCACCGUUGUUAAUGGGUCUAGAGGAGGUGGCGCCGAAAGCACCAAGAAAAGUCCACCGGAUGUCAAUGACUUCGGCAACAUUGCUUUUCAGGACCAAACUCCAUCUUUUAACAUUGCAGAAGCAGCAAUGAAUAUAUCAAGGUUGCAAAGAGAGGAAGCCAAGAUCAGUGCAUGGGAGAACUUGCAGAAAGCAAAAGCUGAAGCGGCACUACGAAAACUAGAGAUGAAAUUGGAAAAGAAGAAAUCGUCAACAAUGGAUAAGAUUAUGAAGAAGCUGAGCAAAGCACAAGUUAAAGCCAACAAGAUGAGAAGCUCAAUGGCAGUAGGAGACAGCCAUCAACUUGCCGAAACUCCAAGCAAGGCUCGUUCGUUUAGUAAGCGUGUCCGAAUAGGUUUGCUGCGGAGGUGCUUUACCUGCAAUGCCCUUUAAACCUUGUACUCUUGCCUACUAAUUUAUUCAUUGCCCCAGCUAACCCAUUGGAGUUUCAGUUUAGGAAUUCUAUGAAUCUCUUCCAUGUACAAUUUUGUUGCUUUUGACCUUAUCCAGCAUUUAUAUAUACAACUUUGCUGAUUGGACCGAUCAUGAAAGAGAGUGCUAUUGAAUUCUCUUCACGCUGCUAUGCUCGUGGAUGAUCUA